AUGGAAGACCGUCGCAAGUGGCCGGGGGGUGUCAUCAAGCUUACAGACGAGGUUAUAAGCUUUCUCUACGGCUCUGGUGAAACCCCCGUGGACGGGGCAGAUACGCGCAGCCCCAAAAACGGAUGGGGGACGAAUCAUGAUCUUUUUGAAGCGGAGUAUACUUGGCCCAACGUCAGUAUCCAGGAUCUUACGAAACUAGGAAUGAACCACUAG
Penicillium paradoxum is the source of this 213-nucleotide messenger RNA. RefSeq lists its product as uncharacterized. The transcript has a single exon. Bases 1 to 213 code for a protein of 70 amino acids. NCBI's taxonomy places the organism in Eukaryota, Fungi, Ascomycota, Eurotiomycetes, Eurotiales, Aspergillaceae. The record is from RefSeq and is a predicted model, not a curated record.